Clunio marinus is the source of this 351-nucleotide messenger RNA. The record is from the annotation of a GenBank genome assembly. NCBI's taxonomy places the organism in Eukaryota, Metazoa, Arthropoda, Insecta, Diptera, Chironomidae.
AUGCGAAUGAAAUACGAGACAAGUGGUGCAGAGCAGCACACUUUAAGUUUAUGGUUUUUCGGGGAAGGCAAGCAUUCCGAAACAUUGCCUUCGCAUAUUUAUGUUGAUAUGUCUCGAUUUCACUAUCUCAUCGAAAGAAUUCUUCGUCUGUCACCGAAACAUUUGUUAAGUCAUCAAAGCAGUGAUUGUUUACGACUUUCAUUUCUUAUAGGAUUAAUCAGCCGCCCAAUGAACUGCGCUAGCAUAAAUUCUACUCUCAUAACAAUCGACUUUAAAGAGCAACUAAAUCAGUGUUCUCUAAUUCAUUGGCUUAAAGUUGUCGUCUCUGGAUGCCACUCAUUACAAAUGUGA